AUGAUGCUUGGCUCCUUUCUUCUCAUUACCUGGGCAGGUCUUCGCUUUGCUGAUGCACAGAGGUUGAACAUCAGCUCAUUGGUCUUCAAUUUUCAGGAACUCCGUGGCUUGGUAUGGAGAUCAAAGACAAUGGCGGCAGGACACCCUUUCGGUGCACAGGCGGCAGGACUUUGCAGCAAAGGGACAUUCACAUGGCUGUUUAAGUUUCUACAAACUUGGGACCAAGUGAUGACAGCACUACAGGUCCCACAGUCCAAGGUGGAUUUUCUGAUCCCAUCCAUGGAGCCAGAUGGAACAUUUCAGGAGCUUGAACCACUGAAUUAUGCGGAGACAACACGAAUUUUUCGUGAAAUGCUGUUGACACCAUGGAAGAAAUUUCAGGAUCAACAUCCACUGGCUCACCUGCAACAAACAUACACCCUACAUUCAAUGAAAGCUACUCUUUUGAGUUUUGGCCCACAGUUGGGCAACCUGGUCAGCGACUCAGAUCGAUUGCUGCAGGGUCACCAUCAGGAUCCCAAGCAUUCACUGAAUCUUUAUGGCAGAGACAGCGUUUGGGGUUCUUUACGAUACCAAUCAACCAUCAUCAUGGAGAUACACAAAGGGUGGCGGCCCAAGACAGCCCAACACAGGGGAGGACAAUUUCCUCUGACGGAGCCAAUGGUCACUUUGGAACGGUUCCAGAAGACUGCACCUGAAUAUUCAUUUCAAUGGCUUCCCUUUUCUAAGCCUGAAGAUCCGCAUGAAAUCCUGCCUGACCCGGAGGUCGAACAGCUGGACUCAGACAACGAAUCCUCGAGCAAUAGCAGCCAGGGUGUCAGUUCCAGUUCAGAGGCAUUGGAACCCACGGCACACACAACACCAUUGGUGCCCGAAGAGGGUCAGGUGGACGAAGCAGUGUUUGCAAGGCAUCGGAAGGUCACCCAUGCCAUGGUUGCGACAACGGACGAUACUGAGUCCAGACCUUUCAACCGAAACCACUACUGGAGAGCAGCAUGUGGCGCCAGGAUGCUUCACUCAGAAACGGAUUUCCUGGAGGACUUGCAACCACCUGUGGCAUUUUGCCAACAUGCAGGUUGGACAAUUCAGUCCUUUGCGUUUUCUGCGUUGGAUUUAGAAGCGUUUGACAAGCUCUGGCCUGAGUUUUUCAGUGAAGAGCCAACCCUGCUUCAGAAAGCCUCACUUAGGGCUGCAUUCCGAAUGUGUCAUGACUUGACCCAACCUGCACCUGCAAAUCAAACACCUGUUGGUGGAACGGCCACUUCUGAUGCAUCGGCCUCAGCAAGCACAUGGGCGGAAAGCUUCCCCCCGAAGUUGGACACAGCAGUGAUUGAACAGAUGAAGGCCAAAUUUUUGGCCAGUUAUCCCUCAGAGCUUCUCAAUCAUGAUACCAUGCCAAGUACGCGUUUACUGAGCCUUACACACCAUCAGCUCUCAAAGAAACAGUGGUCGUGGAUUCCCUGGAAAUACCGACUUACUUUGGCAAAAUCAGAUGAAAUCACUUCUCAAAGGCAGGCAAAGAUGCCUAAACUUGAAGUGGCCACACUGCACAGCUUGUUGGUGGAUGAGCCCCCCUCGAUUGACAUUUCAAAUGCUGGUUUUGGGGUUAAUGCAGUACGUAACUUACUGGCAGUCCAUGAUACGGCAGUUGCAAUGUGUGGAGGCGCCCACCUAGCGAACCUCAAAGCCUAUUCAGCGAAGUUUUUGAGUUUCCUUACACAAAGGGUGGACCCAGAUACCAUGUUGCGCUGUGCAUCAAUCACAGAGGCACAAGCGGCAGACAGGCAGAUUUGGGCUUCCAUUUCCGACUUGAUGUCUGAGCGUGGUUGGGAUAUGGACAAUUGCUUACAUGAAUUCACCCAUAUCCGACAUGACCUUCCAGGUUUGCUUCAACUUCGCCCUCGUCCAGUGAAGGUUCCAUCCAUGCCAUCAACACCCAGCUCCUCGAGCUUUACAAAAGGUGAGGCUCGAUUGUUUCUGGAUAUUUGCUCGGGGGCAACACGCCCACUGAGUGCGGCCAUUUUGGCCCAACAGGGCAAUGUACUGUCUUUUGACAUUUUGCUGGACAAGCGUAUGGACCUACUGAAUGACCAGAGCUACGAGCAAUUGUUGCGAAUUUGUUCAUCUAGACAGGAAAACUUGGCGUUGCACACUCGGACGGCAGGGCACCCAGGUUAG
Cladocopium goreaui is the source of this 2178-nucleotide messenger RNA. The record is from the annotation of a GenBank genome assembly. NCBI's taxonomy places the organism in Eukaryota, Dinophyceae, Suessiales, Symbiodiniaceae.